AUGAAGUUCAUGAAGCUUGGAUCGACUCCGGAUACCUUUCAGGACGAUGGGAAUGAAGUCAGUAUUGCAGCAUCUGAAUUGGUGAGCGACGUCACUGUUCGUAUAGGGACUACAAAGUUUUACCUUCACAAGUUUCCGCUCCUAUCCAAGUGUGCUCGCUUUCAGAAGUUGAUUCCAACUACUGGUGAUGAAAAUAUUGAGAUCCACAUCCAUGAUAUUCCUGGUGGUGCAAAGGCUUUUGAGAUCUGUGCCAAGUUUUGCUAUGGCAUGAUUGCCACACUCAAUGCCUACAAUGUGAUUGCAGCCCGCUGUGCUGCAGAGUACUUGGAGAUGAAUGAGACUGUUGACAAGGGCAAUCUGAUCUACAAGAUUGAUAUCUUCCUCAGCUCAAGCAUAUUCCGGAGCUGGAAAGACUCUAUUAUUGUUCUUGGUACAACAAAGGCUCAUUUACCUUGGGCAGAGGAACUUAAGCUGGUUAGCCACUGCAUUGACUCUGUUGCUUCAAAAGCCUCUAUUGAUGUUUCAAAAGUUGAAUGGUCUUACACAUACAAUCGUAAGAAGCUCCCAACUGAGAAUGGCCAUGAUUCGCCAUGGAAUGGAGUCAAGCAGCAGCAGUUUGUUCCGAAGGAUUGGUGGGUCGAAGAUCUGACAGAUCUUGACAUUGAUGCCUACAAGCAAGUCAUAACAGCAAUCAAAACCAAGGGUAUGGUCCCCAAGGAUGUGAUCGGUGAGGCAAUUAAAGUCUACACUUACAAGAAGCUUCCAUCACUAAGCAAGGUCUCAAUGAUCCAUGGCGAUGCAAAAGUUCGGGCUAUGCUAGUUACCAUCACAUGCCUGUUGCCAUCUGAGAAAGGUUCAGUUUCAUGCAGCUUCCUCUUAAAGCUACUGAAGGCAACAAAUUUGCUGAAGUGUGGAGAGAUGUGCAGGAAAGAGCUUAUGAAGCGCAUUGCACGGCAAUUGGAAGAAGCAUCAGUGUCAGAUCUUCUGAUCCCUACAGUGGAUGGGGAUACCACUGUUUACGACAUUGACCUGAUUCUUAGCAUUGUUGAAGAAUUUGUCAGACAAGAUAGUAAGAAUGCCCAGAGACACAAUGGUGGUGAAGUGAAUGACCAUGUAUCAGCUCCUAGUGCAUCAAUGAUUACAGUGGCCAAAAUUGUUGAUGGAUAUCUCGCAGAGGUUGCAAAGGACCCAAAUAUACCGGUCUACAAGUUCUUCAGUCUAGCUGAGACAGUUUCGGCCAAUUCAAGGCCGGAGCACCCAGGCUUGGGCAAGAGCGAUAAGAAGAGGCUCUGUGCUCUCAUGGACUGCAAGAAGUUGUCUCCCGAUGCAUGCGCUCAUGCCGUGCAGAACGAGCGCCUGCCUCUGAGGAUUGUGGUGCAGGUGCUGUACCACGAGCAGACAAGGGCUUCUGCAGCAGCCACCAUCCGAGCUGACAGCAUCGGCAUCGGCUCCUACGAGAGCUCAAGGUCAGGGGCCACAACAAACACAGAAGACGAGUGGGACGGCGUCAUGGCCGUGGAAGACCUCAGUCUGUCCAAGACCACGAAGCUAGACAAAUGUGACACAGCCAGCACCGUGGUGGAGAAGAACCACGGUGGCAACAAGGGUGCCAACGGCAGGGUGAAAGGUGGCGCGACGUCAAAGAAGGCGCUCGGGAAGAUGAUGUCAAGCAAAGGGCAGGCUGGGGAGCGCAGCAGCUCGGAUUCAUCCGACAGCGCCAUCUUGCCGAGCCAGGAGCAUCCCAAGAGGACCCCCGCAAGGAGUACCACCAAGUCAGCUGCCGCUUAG
Molecule: messenger RNA, 1788 nt
Organism: Miscanthus lutarioriparius
Lineage: Eukaryota; Viridiplantae; Streptophyta; Magnoliopsida; Poales; Poaceae
Source: the annotation of a GenBank genome assembly